AUGAAAUCAACUCUUUGUUUAUUAUUUGUAUUAAUUGUAUCAGUAUUUGCAACAGCACCAGAAACGUUUGACGUAGUGUUUCAGACCAGUCAAGGUGAUUUUGUUCUAAGUUUAAAUAGAACAUGGUCACCAAAUGGUGUAGAUCACCUAUUUGAUUUGGUCACUGCUCAAUAUUACGAUAUCAAUUACUUUUUUAGAGUUAUUCAAAGCCCAACACCUUUUGUAGCUCAGUGGGGUAUCAAUGGUAAUCCAUCUGUCAGUCAAAAGUGGAAUAUUACAAUCCCAGAUGACCCUGUAGUUGUAUCAAACACUGUUGGUACUGUUGCAUAUGCUGCAGAGAUGAAUGGUAACACUGCAUGCUGCAGAACAACUCAAUUGUUUAUCAACUAUGGAGAUAACAGCUUCUUAGAUAAAAGUGGUUUUGCACCAAUCGGUGUUAUCACUCAAGGUUUCAGCAACACAAUGAAAUUCUUCAGUGGCUAUGGUGAGAACCCAGAUCAAACUUUGAUCUACGAACAAGGAAACUCUUAUCUCGAAGCUAAUUUCCCAAAGUUGGACUACAUCUCUACUGCCAGAAUAUCACCAGACUUCUUUAUUGUAACUUUUCAGUCUAGUGCUGGCCCAUUCGAUAUUACUGUAAAUAGGACAUGGGCACCAAAUAGUGCAGACAGAUUUUAUGAGUUAAUUCAAGCUGGAUAUUACGAUUCAAAUUAUGUCUAUAAAGUAAUUGAUACUCCAAUUCCUUUCAUAGCUCAAUGGGGUAUCAAUGGUGAUCCAAAGAUUACUGCCCAGUGGAACACUUCAAUUGAAAAUGAUCCAUUAGUAGUUUCCAAUACUAUUGCAACUGUUGCUUUUGCUGGAGAUAUCGUUAAUAACAAAGUGAUUAAUAGAAAUACUCAAAUCUUUAUCAACUAUCGUAGCAAUCCACAAUUGGAUCAAUAUGGUUAUGCCCCAUUUGGUUUUAUAUCCUACGCUCUGACCAACACUUACAGUUUUUACAAUCAGUAUGGAAAUAGUCCAAGUGAACAGUUGUACAUUCAAUAUGGUAACGAAUUUAUCGAAGAGAAUUAUCCAAAAUUGGAUUAUAUCAAAGGUGCUGCAAUCCAAAAUUAA
Messenger RNA from Heterostelium album PN500, 1113 nucleotides. RefSeq names its product peptidylprolyl isomerase. Bases 1 to 1113 code for a protein of 370 amino acids. NCBI's taxonomy places the organism in Eukaryota, Evosea, Eumycetozoa, Acytosteliales, Acytosteliaceae. The transcript is spliced from 6 exons. The record is from RefSeq and is a predicted model, not a curated record. Gene Ontology annotation, biological process: protein peptidyl-prolyl isomerization. Gene Ontology annotation, molecular function: peptidyl-prolyl cis-trans isomerase activity.